GCCUAGUUGACCUUUAUGAUAGUUAGUGGAUGGUCACAUUCUGAAGUUCCACUUCAACAGAUUACCAGCCGGCCCAGAAACUGCCAGGGCACUUCUAGGACAAUUUCUCAACAACCUAGUACAUUACAAAUACUAGAAAAGGGAAGUCAAUGGUACUCUCCUGGAGAAACAGCAUUAUAAAAGAGGGUGUCCUGUUGUGUAGGAAAGUAAGCAAAGGCAGUAGUAGGUCAGGUUACCUGGCUGAAAUCAACAGACGUAGCAACCACGUCCAGUUCACCUUGCAAGUAUCUAGCAGGUGAGCACCACUUUGACCUUCAUCUUUUUUGUUCUGCAAAUCUCUCUGCAAUUUCUGCCCAGUGUUCUUCAACUGACCAUAACCAUGAUACGUUCUCUUGUUAUGCUUGUUUUUUUGCUUAAGCAGAGAGGAGAAUACUAACCCAUUAUGGCGGCAAGUUGGUCAGGGACAGGAAGUGAUCACGGAUAUGAUCAAGUCGAGGAGAGAUCUUACGAGUACGACCCGAUUAACAUAGACUCCCUGCGGGAGACAGCUGCUGCUUUGGCAAAGAGAGCAACCGGAUGGACAAUGUUUCGUGUUCCCCAGUUGAUGUUCAAAGUUAACCCACUUGCAUACACUCCUCAGUUUGUUUCCAUAGGGCCUUUCCACCGCCACAGAGAGCCGUCUUUCAUGCAUAGAAAUGCUGAUUUGCAAGCCAUGGAGGGCCACAAGCAAGUGUUCAUGCUCCGCCUUCUGGAAAGGACAAGGGCUCCCAACACCACCUUUCAGGAGUGCAAAAAUGCGGUGGAUCAAGUCAUUGAAGUGCUAGUUGACGAUCACUACACAGAGAUGGAUAUAUCUAGCGAGCUGCUCUCCAGUAUUAUCCUUGUCGAUGCCUGUUUUCUACUCGAGGUCUUCCUCAAACACAGUGGCAUCACUAACAAUCGUAUGAACUGCAGCGUCGAUGAGGUUAUGCUGGAUAUCGAGUACAGGAAUAUUUUUGCAUCAUCAGGCCUUCGGCGUGACCUGGCGCUGCUCGAAAAUCAAAUCCCUUUCUUCGUGCUUGAACGCCUGUUCAUAGUCAUCCGUCAUAACAUAGCAAUGCCAACCAAUAUAGAAGGUUUCUCUCUCCCUGAAAUUGCAUUCGCCCUCUUCAAAAGUGACUUCAAUUGUCACCAAGAGUUCUUCAGAAGAGGAACUGCAAAUGAGCAUCCACAUUAUAGGCAUCUGCUUGAUCUCAUAUCCAACUACGCUCAUCCUACUUCACGUCACCCUGAUCUCCCUCCUCAUCCUCCUAUGUUCCAACUAUCACCCAUAGUGCACAUGCGUAAUGCUAAGAAACUGAGUGAAGCAGGAAUACGUUUUGAGAAGGCAGGGAAGAGCAUGUUGCUGGAUAUGGAAUUCUGCAAUGGAGUCUUCCGCAUCCCACCUUUGGUGAUCAACGAGUGCACUGAAUCACUGUUGAGCAAUCUCAUGGCUUUUGAGCAUAGCUCCUGUAAUCCCGAAGAUGCAGCCAACUCACAUGAGUACUUUGCAUCGUACCUGUUCCUGAUGGAGCGCCUCGUCAGCCACAAAGAAGACCUUGAUAUAAUGGAAAGCAAAGGAAUCAUAAUCAAUCAGAUGGGUGGUAGGGAGGAUGCCUAUAAGAUCUUCUACAACAUAAGCCAGAACUUUGUAUUGAAGAAUUUCUAUUUCGCUGAGUUAUGCAGCAGAAUUGAAGCCCAAUGCGAGUCUCGUAAGCAUCGAUACUUGCUGGAGUUGAGAAAGAAACACCUCAAGAAUCCAUGGACGACCUUAUCAGUGGUUGGCGGUACUAUACUCCUCAUCUUCACUGCCAUCCAGACUAUCUACACCGUUCUCAGUUACUCGCAGCGCUAGCUACUAACCAUACUGAAACAUGCUUU
Messenger RNA from Linum trigynum, 1899 nucleotides. Lineage: Eukaryota; Viridiplantae; Streptophyta; Magnoliopsida; Malpighiales; Linaceae. The record is from the annotation of a GenBank genome assembly.